Molecule: messenger RNA, 1626 nt
Organism: Pisolithus orientalis
Lineage: Eukaryota; Fungi; Basidiomycota; Agaricomycetes; Boletales; Pisolithaceae
Exons: 7
Coding region: 1-1626 (541 amino acids)
Biological process (GO): regulation of transcription by RNA polymerase II; chromatin remodeling
Cellular component (GO): nuclear chromosome; nucleus
Molecular function (GO): transcription coregulator activity
Source: RefSeq, a predicted model, not a curated record
AUGACGGACACGCCAAAGCCGCAGCCGUCGACGACGCCCUACCCAACUACCAACAUGACGAGUCUGACCGAUGCCCAACUCCGCCAAACCAUCACCCAACUGUCUAAUGCGGCCAAUACGCAAUAUCAACAUUAUCAGCCCGCACAUGCGAGCUCGAGUCAGACUCCGAGUACCCCAGCUGCCAAAGGAUCCUCUAUGCCCGGCCCCGCCGCCCCAACUGCUUUGCCCCUCCCGGCCCCGGUGCCACCAACCGGCCCUCCGAAUCCCCCUAAGCAUCCUCUCCCCGUAACUCUCCAGGCCUUCCAUUCGACCUACGCGUCCCGUUUACGCACGGGUACAACCCUUCUCAUGCAGCCCAUCCUCUCGGGCACUUCUGCAUCCACAUCCACCGCCGCCGCCGCCACCACUACCACUGCACUGGCGGCCCGUGCGUCAACGCGUCGCACUGGAAUGGUGAACUACGCUGAUCCAGGAUCUGGGGAUGAAUUUCCAGAUGCCGGUGCGUUGGACUCUGAUGAUUCAGAUUUCGUGGCGUCCGGUGGGACGAGGACGGCUGUGAGACAGUCGAGAGCGGCAGCAAGGAUGGGUGCAGGUAUGAGCAAUGGAAUGGGAGUAUUUUAUUCAGGGAAUGGGGCGUCGGCGACAACACAGGCAACGGUAGGGAUGGGGACGACAGAAAAGGUGGAAUUGGAUCAAAGUUAUUUGGGGAUGAUUCCCCCUUCCAAGUUUAUCAAGGCGAGGCCCGUAGGGCCAACAGCAUAUGAGUAUCCCUCCCUCGAUACUCUCCUCACACACGCCCAAACCCGCACCUCUCUCGUCCCUAUCCGCGUCGAAUUUGACACCGACACUCACCGCAUCCGUGACUGCUUCGUGUGGAACCUGUGCGAACCACUGGUGAAACCGGAAAUAUUUGCGAAGAUAUUUUGUGCGGAUUUGGAGUUACCGGUUGUGCCUUGGGUGGAGACAGUGGCGAAUCAGAUUAGAGCACAGUUAGAGGAACACGAGGGGGUUGCAUCUUUGGACUUGGGGCCCUCUCCCGAAAACGGCGGAGAAAUUCCAGAGUGUCGUGUCAUUCUGAGCAUUGACGUCCAAAUCGCAACCCACCACUUAAUGGACCAUAUCGAAUGGGACCUCUUAUCGCCACUGACACCGGAAGAUUUCUCAAAACAGCUCUGUGCGGAACUCGGAUUGGCUGGAGAAGCAAUUCCGUUGAUUGCACACGCUGUCCACGAGGAACUUAUCAAGCAUAAGAGGGAUGCGAUUGAAUGGGGGGUUAUUGGGGGUGACUAUAGGGAGUCUGUUGUGGGACGGGGUGCUUUGGCAGGUGGCGGAGGAAGUGAGGACGCGGAACGGAGGACCGCUGUUGGCGGUGGCAGUGGCGGUGGCGUACUCAAGGACAAGACUGGGCUGGGGCUUGCGUGGGGUCGAACGCCGAGAGAGAAUAGGGGACCCAAGACAUUGCGGAGUGUGUGGAGGGAGUGGUCCGAAGCCGAGGAGUUCAGAACGCGGUUUGAGGAGUUGACAGCAGAAGAAGUAGAGAAGAGGGAGAUUGAGAGAGAAAGGGCGAGUCGACGAUUGCGGAGGGAAACGUCGAAAUUCCAGACAACGAGAACGAGACGAAGAUGA